Messenger RNA from Engraulis encrasicolus (European anchovy), 1135 nucleotides. RefSeq names its product galanin receptor 2b. Gene Ontology annotation, biological process: G protein-coupled receptor signaling pathway. The record is from RefSeq and is a predicted model, not a curated record. Gene Ontology annotation, molecular function: neuropeptide receptor activity. Lineage: Eukaryota; Metazoa; Chordata; Actinopteri; Clupeiformes; Engraulidae. The coding region runs from base 123 to 1088 and encodes 321 amino acids. Gene Ontology annotation, cellular component: plasma membrane. The transcript has a single exon.
ACUAUGCAGUUUUGAAAUGCAAAUAAAACUGAUUUUACAACAACACUGAAUUUCUAAGUCUUUUCCACCUUUAGCAAAAAAAAAUAAAAUCCAGUCUAUUAAAGCCUCAUUUGUUCUCCUGUAUGUUUUUGUUUCAUUUUCUUCUGCCGGCUGCCGACUUCCAGGCACACAACACCUACGCCGUGAUCUUUGCCUGCACCUGCGGAGUGAUCCUGGGCAUCGGUUUCUUCGCCAACCUCCUGGUCUUCUCGCUCUUCGCCAAGUACAACACGCUGAGAAAGAACCGCCUGGACGUCCUGCUGCUGAGCAUGGCCCUGGCGGACUUCCUGACGCUGCUGCUGAUCCCCUUCACGCUGCACUCCGCCGUCAGCUUCACCUGGCCCCUGGGGGACGUCUCCUGCAAGGUCUACCAGUUCCUGCUGGCCUUCCUGCUGGCCGCCAGCACCUACUCCCUGUGCGCCGUGUCCAUCGCCCGGGCCAUGAUCAUCACCAACCCCUACCAUCCGCCCACCAUGGACCUGGUGGUGCUGAUGUUCGUGCUGGUGUGGGCCCUCAGCUUCUUCAUCAGCCUGCCGCUGCGCAUCUUCGCCACCAAGGAGAGCCUGGGCUCGGGCGUGAACAACGUCAGCUUCUGCCUGCCCACCAUCCACGAGCACCACUACCAGGUGGUCCUCAGCCAGUUCGUGCUCUACUACUUCGUGCCCAUGCUCAUCAUCGCCGUCAACUACGUGCGCCUGACGCUCUCGCUGCACAAGAGCCCCGUGAUGUCGACGGCGAGCGCGCGGAACACUCGGCGGGCGUCGCUCAUGGUGUUCCUGGCGGCGGGGACCUUCUCCGUGUGCUGGUUGCCGGGGUAUGUGCUGGAGCUGUGCGUCUACCUGGGCCUGUACCGGCACGGGCAGCUGUGGGAGAUGUUCUACUUCGCCUGUACCGUGCUGCAGUACCUGCACCCCUGCGUCAACCCCAUGCUCUACGUGCUGCUGUCCAAACGCUACCGGCACGGCAGGAGAGGAGUGUGCCUGCUCAACUGCCACAGGGCCAGCAGGGUGCACCCCCAGAUCGUCAGCGUCACGGACAGUUUCAAUUAACCCCUUAAGACACGUCUUUAUAAAUGUGUUGUUACCUGCAUGGUAAU